Molecule: messenger RNA, 7473 nt
Organism: Lepus europaeus (European hare)
Lineage: Eukaryota; Metazoa; Chordata; Mammalia; Lagomorpha; Leporidae
Gene: MYH10
Product: myosin heavy chain 10
Exons: 41
Coding region: 149-6079 (1976 amino acids)
Cellular component (GO): myosin complex
Molecular function (GO): cytoskeletal motor activity; actin filament binding; ATP binding
Source: RefSeq, a predicted model, not a curated record
CAGCCCCGAGCGGCAGUGCUAAAGGAGCCCGGCGGAGGCAGCGGUGGGUUUGGGACUGAGGCGCCGGAUCUGUGGUCGCUGCUGGGGACGUGCGCCGGCGCCACCAUCUUCGGCUGAAGAGGCAGUUGCUCUUGGAUCCUUGUUUACAAUGGCGCAGAGAACUGGACUGGAGGAUCCCGAGAGGUAUCUCUUCGUGGACAGGGCCGUCAUCUACAACCCUGCCACCCAAGCUGAUUGGACGGCUAAAAAGCUCGUGUGGAUUCCAUCCGAACGCCAUGGUUUUGAGGCAGCUAGUAUCAAGGAAGAACGGGGAGAUGAAGUUAUGGUGGAGCUGGCAGAGAAUGGAAAGAAAGCGAUGGUCAACAAAGACGACAUUCAGAAGAUGAACCCCCCCAAGUUCUCCAAGGUGGAGGAUAUGGCAGAGCUGACGUGCUUGAACGAAGCUUCCGUUUUACAUAACCUGAAGGAUCGCUACUAUUCCGGACUUAUCUACACGUACUCCGGACUCUUCUGUGUAGUCAUAAAUCCUUACAAGAACCUUCCGAUUUACUCCGAGAACAUCAUUGAAAUGUACAGAGGGAAGAAGCGCCACGAGAUGCCUCCGCACAUCUAUGCCAUAUCCGAGUCUGCCUACAGGUGCAUGCUGCAAGAUCGUGAGGACCAGUCCAUUCUUUGCACGGGCGAGUCUGGUGCCGGGAAGACGGAGAACACUAAGAAGGUCAUUCAGUACCUUGCCCACGUGGCUUCUUCGCACAAGGGGAGAAAGGACCAUAAUAUCCCUGGAGAACUUGAACGGCAGCUUUUACAAGCAAAUCCAAUUCUGGAAUCCUUUGGAAAUGCGAAGACUGUGAAAAAUGACAACUCAUCUCGCUUUGGCAAAUUUAUUCGGAUCAACUUUGAUGUAACUGGCUAUAUCGUUGGGGCCAACAUUGAAACAUACCUUCUGGAAAAGUCUCGUGCUGUUCGUCAGGCAAAAGAUGAGCGGACUUUUCACAUCUUUUACCAGUUGUUAUCCGGAGCAGGAGAGCACCUGAAGUCGGAUUUGCUCCUCGAAGGGUUUAACAACUACAGGUUUCUCUCCAAUGGCUACAUUCCCAUACCCGGCCAGCAGGACAAGGAUAACUUCCAGGAGACCAUGGAAGCGAUGCACAUCAUGGGCUUCUCUCACGAAGAGAUUCUGUCAAUGCUCAAAGUAGUAUCCUCAGUGCUGCAGUUUGGCAACAUUUCUUUCAAAAAGGAGAGGAACACCGAUCAAGCUUCCAUGCCGGAGAACACAGUUGCACAGAAGCUCUGCCACCUGCUUGGGAUGAACGUGAUGGAGUUCACUCGGGCCAUCCUCACGCCCCGCAUCAAGGUCGGCCGGGACUGCGUGCAGAAAGCCCAGACCAAGGAGCAAGCCGACUUUGCGGUAGAAGCCUUGGCAAAAGCCACCUACGAGCGACUCUUCCGCUGGCUCGUCCACCGCAUCAACAAAGCUCUGGACCGGACCAAGCGCCAGGGAGCGUCUUUCAUCGGGAUCCUGGAUAUUGCUGGAUUUGAAAUUUUUGAGCUGAACUCCUUCGAGCAGCUGUGCAUCAACUACACCAACGAGAAGCUGCAGCAGCUCUUCAACCACACCAUGUUCAUCCUGGAGCAGGAGGAGUACCAGCGCGAGGGCAUCGAGUGGAACUUCAUCGACUUCGGGCUCGACCUGCAGCCCUGCAUCGACCUCAUCGAGAGACCUGCUAACCCCCCUGGGGUGCUGGCCCUUUUGGAUGAAGAGUGCUGGUUCCCCAAAGCCACAGAUAAAACCUUUGUGGAAAAACUGGUUCAAGAACAAGGCUCACACUCCAAGUUCCAGAAGCCUCGGCAGCUGAAAGACAAAGCUGACUUCUGCAUCAUCCACUAUGCAGGGAAGGUGGAUUACAAAGCGGACGAGUGGCUGAUGAAGAACAUGGACCCCCUGAAUGACAACGUGGCCACCCUCCUGCACCAGUCGUCGGACAGAUUUGUCGCUGAGCUCUGGAAGGAUGUGGACCGCAUUGUGGGUCUGGACCAAGUCACGGGCAUGACAGAGACCGCCUUUGGCUCCGCGUACAAGACCAAGAAGGGCAUGUUCCGCACCGUCGGGCAGCUGUACAAAGAGUCCCUCACCAAGCUCAUGGCCACCCUGCGCAACACCAACCCCAACUUCGUCCGCUGCAUCAUUCCCAACCACGAGAAGCGGGCUGGGAAACUGGACCCGCACCUCGUGUUAGACCAGCUGCGCUGCAACGGCGUCCUGGAGGGCAUCCGCAUCUGCCGCCAGGGCUUCCCCAACCGCAUCGUCUUCCAGGAGUUCAGACAGAGAUAUGAGAUCCUCACUCCAAACGCUAUUCCUAAGGGUUUUAUGGACGGCAAACAGGCCUGUGAGCGAAUGAUCCGAGCUUUAGAACUGGACCCCAACUUAUAUCGAAUUGGACAGAGCAAGAUAUUUUUCAGAGCUGGAGUUCUGGCACACUUAGAGGAAGAACGGGAUUUAAAAAUCACCGACAUCAUCAUCUUCUUCCAGGCCGUCUGCAGAGGUUACCUCGCCAGAAAGGCCUUCGCCAAGAAGCAGCAGCAGCUCAGCGCCCUGAAGGUGCUGCAGCGGAACUGCGCGGCCUACCUGAAGCUGCGGCACUGGCAGUGGUGGCGCGUCUUCACCAAGGUGAAGCCUCUGCUGCAGGUCACGCGCCAGGAGGAGGAGCUUCAGGCCAAAGACGAGGAGCUGCUGAAGGUGAAGGAGAAGCAGACGAAGGUGGAAGGCGAGCUGGAGGAGAUGGGGCGCAAGCACCAGCAGCUCCUGGAGGAGAAGAACAUCCUUGCCGAGCAGCUGCAGGCCGAGACCGAGCUCUUCGCGGAAGCAGAAGAGAUGAGAGCGAGGCUGGCGGCCAAGAAGCAGGAGCUGGAGGAGAUUCUGCACGACCUGGAGUCCAGGGUGGAGGAGGAGGAGGAGAGAAACCAGAUCCUCCAGAACGAGAAGAAGAAGAUGCAAGCGCACAUCCAGGACCUGGAGGAGCAGCUGGACGAGGAGGAGGGGGCCCGGCAGAAGCUGCAGCUGGAGAAGGUGACGGCGGAGGCCAAGAUCAAGAAGAUGGAGGAGGAGAUCCUGCUGCUGGAGGACCAGAAUUCCAAGUUUCUCAAAGAAAAGAAGCUCAUGGAAGACCGCAUUGCCGAGUGCUCCUCCCAGCUGGCUGAGGAGGAGGAGAAGGCAAAGAACCUGGCCAAGAUCCGGAACAAGCAGGAAGUGAUGAUCUCGGAUUUGGAAGAACGCCUGAAGAAGGAGGAGAAGACUCGGCAGGAACUGGAAAAGGCCAAGCGGAAACUGGACGGCGAGACCACGGACCUGCAGGACCAGAUCGCCGAGCUGCAGGCGCAGAUCGACGAGCUCAAGAUCCAGCUGGCCAAGAAGGAGGAGGAGCUGCAGGGCGCGCUGGCCAGAGGUGACGACGAGACACUGCACAAGAACAACGCGCUUAAGGUGGUGCGGGAGCUGCAAGCCCAGAUCGCCGAGCUGCAGGAAGACUUCGAAUCCGAGAAGGCGUCACGGAACAAGGCCGAGAAGCAGAAGCGGGACUUGAGCGAGGAGCUGGAAGCCCUGAAGACGGAGCUGGAGGACACUCUGGACACCACCGCGGCGCAGCAGGAACUGCGCACGAAACGUGAACAGGAAGUGGCAGAGCUGAAGAAGGCUCUGGAGGAAGAAACUAAGAACCACGAAGCUCAGAUCCAGGACAUGAGGCAGAGACACGCAACCGCCCUGGAGGAGCUCUCGGAGCAGCUGGAGCAGGCCAAGAGGUUCAAGGCAAACCUGGAGAAGAACAAGCAGGGCCUGGAGACGGACAACAAGGAGCUGGCGUGCGAGGUGAAGGUGCUGCAGCAGGUCAAGGCCGAGGCCGAGCACCGGCGGAAGAAGCUGGACGCCCAGGUGCAGGAGCUGCACGCCAAGCUGUCCGAGGGAGACAGGCUGAGGGCGGAGCUGGCCGAGAAGGCAAGCAAGCUGCAGAAUGAGCUGGACAACGUCUCGGCCCUCCUGGAGGAAGCAGAGAAGAAGGGAAUUAAAUUUGCCAAGGACGCCGCCAGUCUAGAGUCUCAGCUACAGGACACACAGGAGCUGCUCCAGGAGGAGACGCGGCAGAAGCUAAACCUGAGCAGUCGGAUCCGGCAGCUGGAGGAGGAGAAGAGCAGCCUGCAGGAGCAGCAGGAGGAGGAGGAGGAGGCCAGGAAGAACCUGGAGAAGCAGCUGCUGGCCCUGCAGUCCCAGUUGGCCGACACCAAGAAGAAGGUGGACGAUGACUUGGGAACCAUUGAAAGUUUGGAAGAAGCCAAGAAGAAGCUGCUCAAGGACGUGGAGGCCUUGGGCCAGCGCCUGGAGGAGAAGGCGCUGGCCUACGACAAGCUGGAGAAGACCAAGACCCGCCUGCAGCAGGAGCUGGACGACCUCACCGUGGACCUGGACCACCAGCGCCAGAUCGUCUCCAACCUGGAGAAGAAGCAGAAGAAGUUCGACCAGCUGUUGGCGGAAGAGAAGAACAUCUCUGCUCGCUAUGCAGAGGAGCGGGACCGGGCGGAAGCAGAGGCCAGGGAGAAGGAAACCAAAGCCCUGUCCCUGUCGCGGGCGCUGGAGGAAGCCCUGGAGGCCAAGGAAGAGUUUGAGCGGCAGAACAAGCAGCUCCGCGCGGACAUGGAGGACCUGAUGAGCUCCAAAGACGACGUGGGGAAGAACGUCCAUGAACUUGAAAAAUCCAAGCGGGCCCUGGAGCAGCAGGUGGAGGAGAUGAGGACCCAGCUGGAGGAGCUGGAGGAUGAGCUGCAGGCCACGGAGGACGCCAAGCUGCGCCUGGAGGUCAACAUGCAGGCCAUGAAGGCCCAGUUCGAGCGGGACCUGCAGACCCGAGACGAGCAGAACGAGGAGAAGAAGCGGCUGCUGAUUAAGCAGGUGCGGGAGCUCGAGGCCGAGCUGGAAGACGAGCGCAAACAGCGGGCGCUCGCUGUUGCUUCCAAGAAGAAAAUGGAAAUAGACCUGAAGGACCUUGAAGCGCAAAUCGAGGCCGCGAACAAAGCCCGGGACGAAGUGGUCAAGCAGCUUCGCAGACUGCAGGCCCAGAUGAAGGAUUACCAGCGGGAACUGGAAGAAGCGCGUGCGUCCCGAGAUGAGAUUUUUGCCCAAUCCAAAGAGAGUGAGAAGAAACUGAAGAGCCUAGAAGCGGAGAUCCUGCAGCUACAGGAGGAACUCGCCUCAUCUGAGCGCGCCCGCCGGCACGCCGAGCAGGAGCGAGACGAACUGGCCGACGAGAUCGCCAACAGUGCUUCUGGCAAGUCGGCGCUGCUGGAUGAGAAGCGGCGUCUGGAGGCGCGGAUCGCACAGCUGGAGGAGGAGCUGGAGGAGGAGCAGAGCAACAUGGAGCUGCUCAACGACCGCUUCCGCAAGACCACGCUGCAGGUGGACACGCUAAACGCAGAGCUAGCUGCGGAGCGCAGCGCCGCGCAGAAAAGCGACAACGCGCGCCAACAACUGGAGCGGCAAAACAAGGAGCUGAAGGCCAAGCUGCAGGAGCUGGAGGGGGCUGUCAAGUCCAAGUUCAAGGCCACCAUCUCGGCUCUGGAAGCCAAAAUCGGGCAGCUGGAAGAGCAGCUUGAGCAAGAAGCCAAGGAACGAGCAGCCGCCAACAAACUCGUCCGCCGCACUGAGAAGAAGCUGAAGGAAAUCUUCAUGCAGGUUGAAGAUGAGCGUCGCCAUGCAGACCAGUAUAAGGAGCAGAUGGAGAAGGCCAAUGCCAGGAUGAAGCAGCUGAAGCGCCAGCUGGAGGAGGCAGAGGAAGAAGCUACACGUGCCAACGCCUCUCGGCGCAAACUCCAGCGGGAACUGGAUGACGCCACCGAGGCCAACGAGGGCCUGAGCCGCGAGGUCAGCACUCUGAAGAACCGGCUGAGGCGUGGAGGCCCAAUUAGCUUCUCUUCCAGCCGAUCUGGCCGGCGCCAGCUGCACAUCGAGGGGGCUUCCCUGGAGCUGUCAGAUGACGACACAGAAAGUAAGACCAGUGAUGUCAACGAGACGCAGCCACCCCAGUCCGAGUGAAGCCGCGGGAAGCCGGAGGGGGCUGUGCGGUGGACACAGAGGAACUGGCCCGGCGCCAGCCCGCCUGGGGCCUCCUACGCGUUUAAGAAAUUGGCAAGCUACGGGACUCCUUACGAAAGAUCAACUGUGUCUUAAGACUCUGCAGCCUACGCAUCCUGUAUCCUGCUUCAAAUUAGGCACAGCCACUCCCCUUUUUAUAUAUACACAGACACCAGACACGCGCGUAUUGAAGAUUCUCAUCAUCCCAUCUAUUUUCCAUAUAGUCAUCGAGAGACAUUUUAUAACACAUGUUAAGAAGAGAUCCCUUUUUAAAUGAACUCCGGACCCCUGGAGGCCAGUCGCUGGGUCGGGGCAGCCCCGUGGCCGCCGUCGCUCUGCAUGCUCUGUCGCAGACAGAUCACUUAGUUCUGUGUCCGUGUGGCCCGACUCCUCAGCCACAUCAGUCGCUUAGAACAUUGUGGAACCCAAACUGCACUUGUGUCUCUCAUUUCCUUCGAAAAAUGAUACGCUGUUUCCGUGAGCAAACUGUGAAGGGGGCUUGGGAACCAUCAGAGGGGUGGGCUGCACUGGGGCUGCUGCGCCCCUACAGUUGACAGUGUCCCUGCGUCCACCCAUGUGAACUGUCCUCAGCCAGGGCUGGUGUGGGCAUUAAGAGGGUGGAGGCCCCAAGUGGCAGCCAGCCCAGAGGCGCUCAGUCUCCCGAAGCUCCUGGCAGGAGCAGGAGCUGGCCCAAGGCUCCCCCUCGCCAGCCAGGCCCCCAUGCCGACCUUGCAAAUUCAGCCGCUGCUUUGAGCCCAAAAUGGGAUCAUAGGUUUUGUGUCCGAGGCUUGUUCCAAGCUUGUCAGUGAGGUUAAGAGGACCUCAGGGACAGAGGCCACUGCCUGAAUGUUGACAUGCCAGUGGGGUGAAUCCCUUCUCACUUUUCCUUUUCCCUCCCCUCGGGACAGUGUUACAGUGAACACUUAGCAUUCUGUUUUUGGUUGAUAGCUGAGCAAACUGACAUUACAGAAAGUGCCUUAGACACUACAGUACUAAGACAAUGUUAAAAUAUAUUAUUUGCCUCUCAACAAUUUAAUGUAUUAAGUUUUAACUGUGCUUCAUAUCAUGUACCUCUCUAGUCAAAGUGGUAUUAUAAACAUUCAGUGACAAUGAAUCAGUGUUAAUUAUAAAUCCUUGAUCCUCUGCAAUGUGCUUGAAAACACAAACCUUUUGGGUUAAAAGCUUUAACAUCUGUUAGGCAGAACUCGUCGUGUGGGUUUGGAAUUUUGAGUUUCCCCUUUAUGAACUGUCCUGGCUGUUGACCACCAGACACCUGACUGCAAAUAUCUUUUCUUGUAUUCCCAUAUUUCUAGACAAUGAUUUUUGUAAGACAAUAAAUUUAUUCAUUAUAGAUA